Messenger RNA from Styela clava, 993 nucleotides. The record is from RefSeq and is a predicted model, not a curated record. NCBI's taxonomy places the organism in Eukaryota, Metazoa, Chordata, Ascidiacea, Stolidobranchia, Styelidae.
AUGAAUAGUUUCAAGAUAAAUAUUGAGAACAAGAUUUCAGAUGACAAUCUAAGACUUACUUACUUGCAACAAUUUUGCAAAGGCAAAGCAAGAGAAUUGAUUCGUCAAUGUUCUGUAUAUCCUCCUACAGAAGGAUUGACUUUAGCAAAGAGACUUCUAAGAGAAGCUUACGGACGACCAUUGUUGAUUGCCAGAACUUAUAUGGAAGAGUUGGUACAUGGUCCAAUGUUGAAACCAGAUGAUCGAGAUAGUCUUCUGGAUCUUUCUCAUAAAAUGGAAGAAUGUUACCUAACGCUGUCGCAUUGGAAGCAAUAUUCAGAUCUAAAUAAUUUUGACAAUAUUGCUCAACUUUCAUGUAGAUUACCCCUGAAGUACCAUAAUAAAUGGGAAGAAGAGGCAGCAGAUUAUGAGAAUAGAAACAUUGAACUAAAAUUUGAACAUCUUUUAAAGUUUGUCAAGAAAGCAGCAAUUACGGCACAAUCAUCGAUGGGCAAAGCUAUGAGAGCUCAUAAGGAGAGGGAAAAGGCUAAACACCCUCAAAAGAAGAGAAUUUAUGCAAAUUCCACUUCAACAAGUGGUGAUGGCAAGCCUGAACAAUCUACCGAGAGAAAAGGUACAUUUGUGAGAAAUAGAUACAGAUGUGUUAUCUGUUCAAAAGAUCAUUUUCUUAUUCAUUGUCCAGAGUUUGAAAGAAAAUCUGCAAGUGAACGCGAGGCUACAAUUCGUGAAUUUCAUAUUUGCAGAAACUGUUUAUACAUUGGUCAUAUGGCACGGCAAUGUCGUAAGAAUCCUGCAUGUACUGAGAGAGGAUGUGGUGGCAGACAUCAUAGAAUGCUUCAUCGAAAUGUUGCAGAUACUAAGCGAAAAGAGCAAAGUACAAGUUCCGCUACUCAAACUGCUACAUCGGGAUCGACCUUAACGAACUAUACCAGAAAUUCAGCUGGAGUAUACUUGAAUAUAGUUUCCAGUGAAAGUAUCCUCACCUCAAGGUAG